AUGUUGGAGUUCACACAUGCCCAGAGACUCAAAAGUGCAUCCGCCAUGUCUCAUCAUCGUAGUAAUGGUUCUUCGAUACACAAGUCACGCAAAUAUUCGUCAUCAUACUAUAAGCAUUUACCAGAGAAUCGCAAUGAAUCUUCCGACCUUGGACAGUCUUCGGGGUCAGAUGACGAUGAACACAAGUCAGACGACACUACAGAAUCUUUGUCAGAGCUUCCCGAUUCCGAGGUCGCUGCAGACGACUCUCCUCAACCACCUCAACACCCCAAGCCGCAUCAGUCGGACCCCAACGCUCAGCAGAAGCAUGGUCGUUUAUCAGCGCGGCGGACAGCCGCUCAUCGUCCGUCCGCCGGGCCAGCGCGAGGCGUCGUGCAGCGCAGCCUGGAAACGACGCAAGAAACACACAGCGCUUCGGUGAAAACCCACCGCUCAAAUGAAGGCGCUCGCGAGGCCACCUUAACGAAGAACUCCCGGAAAGAAUCUCGACGCGUAGUGAAAGAAACGUGGCAGCCGAGCCACAUGAAGAGUCAUGGGCGCACGAUUUCCGUGUGCUCGAAGCAUCCGCUGUACAAGCCGGACAAAGCAGAGAAGGAGAAAAAGGAGCAGUACAUGGUGGUGUUUGCGCCGGGAGGUCGCUUUAUACGCAAACAAGCUCCCCGAGUGCUCCGUCUAAAACUCGCCACAAGAAAAGGAAAAGCCUCGACUUCCAUCUACAACUACAAUGAAGAAUUAAAACAUCAAAUUCAUCGCUUAAAACAC
Messenger RNA from Gryllus bimaculatus (two-spotted cricket), 762 nucleotides. The record is from the annotation of a GenBank genome assembly. Lineage: Eukaryota; Metazoa; Arthropoda; Insecta; Orthoptera; Gryllidae.